This is a messenger RNA of Amaranthus tricolor (Joseph's coat), 1000 nucleotides long. RefSeq lists its product as uncharacterized. The record is from RefSeq and is a predicted model, not a curated record. Gene Ontology annotation, cellular component: mitochondrion. The coding region runs from base 145 to 786 and encodes 213 amino acids. Gene Ontology annotation, biological process: protein import into mitochondrial matrix; protein stabilization; protein folding. The transcript has 4 exons. Gene Ontology annotation, molecular function: zinc ion binding; protein-folding chaperone binding. NCBI's taxonomy places the organism in Eukaryota, Viridiplantae, Streptophyta, Magnoliopsida, Caryophyllales, Amaranthaceae.
GCUGACAAAUGAUAGGUCCUCACUUCUCUACUCUCAUACAGAACAGCGAAGUACAUUUUUCGUCUUCUCUUAGUUCUUUCCAAUUUUGUUCUGAUUGUUUCCAUCUCUUCGCACUUCCCUGCCUACGAUUCUGCAAUCAAAUUCAUGGAAACCCUAAAAUUGUCGUCUGCAACAGUUACUGUCAAAUCAUCAUCUUCUUCUCCUCUCUCUAUUUUCUCUGCUAAACAACCGUCGCGUCCUCAUCUUCUCCGUUACCCACUCGCUUCUAAAGGUAGAGAUGACGAGAGUGAUUUGCAAUCUGAGUCGAAGGAGACAAGGAUUGUUCCUGUUAAUAAUCAACGUUUUUCUCUCUCCCCUCUUUCUAAGGAUACUGCAAUGGGUUUGGUAUUAAGUGCUGCUACUGGCAAAGGAUGGACAACAGGUUCUGGGAUGGAAGGACCUCCUGAGUCUGCUGGAGAUUCCGAAUCUAGUAAUGCGAAGAUAUCUACUUUCCCUUGGUCUCUAUUCACAAAAUCACCCCGGCGAAGAAUGCUUAUUGCUUUUACUUGUAACAUUUGUAGUCAACGCACAACUCGCGCCAUAAAUCCUCACGCAUACACUGAUGGUACAGUUUUUGUUCAGUGUUGUGGCUGUAAUGCUUAUCAUAAGCUCGUGGAUAAUUUGAAUCUAUUUGAUGGUAUGAAAUGUUAUAUAAAUUCAAGUUUCAAAUAUGGAGGUAGUGGAGGAGAUGUUAAUUUUGAGUAUCGUGAUAUUGACAAUGGCGAUGAUGGCUUCUUUGGCAUCUAAAAGAUUUGGACAUAUGGUACUAUAUAGUAUGUACAUUCUGCAUCUAUGUAUCUGAAGCUCUGUAACUAUGAUAUAGGUUUUAUCUUGUUGAAUUUAUAAAUUUUAUUUACUAUAUUUUCUGCUGUGCUCAUACGCAGCUUAUAAAGUGUUAAGGGAGAAUGCAAACAAGGUUCUCUUCAUAAUUUUGAUAUUUUUGGGUUUUUUCCAUGAUUUA